AUCUCGCGAGAAGCAGUCUUUCCCAGUGCGUCCUUACCGCCGGUUUGUUCAAACUUCCACGUUAUUUCUCACCCGUUAUAAUUACACUCGCUGCAUGUACAAAUUCUAGUUCGUAAAUCGUCUCACUGUUCAUUCGGUGCUGCGGUUCCCGUACGAGUCACGUUUAAGGAAUCCAUUUUGAUUGACCGAGUAACGGUUGCAAGAAAAUCACAAGGGGCCCUAAACCCGAGGAACAUGGCCAGCGGAAAGAAGCUGUUCACGCGAAAGCAAGUCGAGGAGUCGAAAGAACAGGGUACGAACCUGUUCAUCCUUCACGACAAGGUUUACGACGUAGGACCAUUCCUUAACGAACAUCCUGGCGGUGAGGAAGUUCUGUCGGAACAACGAAACAAGGACGGAAGCGAGGCCUUCGACGACGUCGGUCACUCCGAGGACGCCAAGGAAUUGAUGCAGAAAUACGAAAUCGGGGAAAUCGUCGAGGCCGAAAGGUUGAAUAUCAAACCGAAGAAAGUCGAGUGGAUUGCAUCGAAGUCGGGACAGUCCCAAAAACCGGCAGAAGAAGGCUCCGGUUUACCCUACGGAUUGAUCGCAGUGGCCGUCGUUGUUCUCUUAAUCGCGUAUAACUUAGGAUUGUUCUCAAGUUCUGCUCAAUGAUUCCUUUCGAUUUAUUAAAACCGUCGAACGUAUCCAGUGAAACGUUUCAAAAAGCUGUCAAAGCCAAGCGGACAAAGUGGAACGCGUGUUCUGACAGUGGGUGAAAUUUGAAUUCGUCAAUCAUCGAUUAUAAUUACAUUGACACACCCACCCUUCGAGAUUAUUUUUAUACAAUUAUUAUCGUACACUUUAUGAAACGUUUCGAUUUUAUUUUUAAUCAUUCCUAUUCUUUGUUAUCUCGUUCGCACCGCGUAGCUUAUCCAACAUCAGAGUUAAGCAAUUACUGUUAAAAACAAGAUUUCACAUAUCAUGGCUUACAAAUAAAUAUAACGUGUACUAUUGUUGAUACAAAGGACGUAUGAGAAAAUA
Messenger RNA from Neodiprion virginianus, 1023 nucleotides. RefSeq names its product cytochrome b5-like. Lineage: Eukaryota; Metazoa; Arthropoda; Insecta; Hymenoptera; Diprionidae. The record is from RefSeq and is a predicted model, not a curated record. Bases 235 to 654 code for a protein of 139 amino acids. The transcript has 2 exons. Gene Ontology annotation, cellular component: membrane; intracellular membrane-bounded organelle. Gene Ontology annotation, molecular function: heme binding.